This is a messenger RNA of Cygnus olor (mute swan), 2856 nucleotides long. RefSeq names its product G protein-coupled receptor 18 (gene GPR18). NCBI's taxonomy places the organism in Eukaryota, Metazoa, Chordata, Aves, Anseriformes, Anatidae. Gene Ontology annotation, biological process: phospholipase C-activating G protein-coupled receptor signaling pathway; positive regulation of Rho protein signal transduction. Gene Ontology annotation, cellular component: membrane. The record is from RefSeq and is a predicted model, not a curated record. The coding region runs from base 287 to 1252 and encodes 321 amino acids. Gene Ontology annotation, molecular function: G protein-coupled receptor activity. The transcript is spliced from 2 exons.
UACCAGAACUAUUAGUUCACAAAUACUGCAAGUUCAUACGUAUGUAUAUGAAAUAUUCACAAGCAACUUUAAUGUAUGACCAAUAAAAAAGCUCACAACUGGCUAGACUGCGUCACUGCUUCCUGCCUGCGAAGAGCUAUUUUAGCAUAGUGAAGCUGAGCACAGAAGAGGAAGUCUAAACCUUCUACAGAUUCGGGGCUAUGAAACGAGCAUCUCUGAAGAAACUUUGUAGUGCACAAAAGGGUUCUUAUGGGGUGCAACAACUAUUCCUAAAUUCAAUUACAACAUGAUGCCUGGAAAUCACCACCCUGAAGAAUACAGGAUUGCAUCACUGGUCUUCUACAGCUUUAUAUUCGUAGUGGGAUUGUUAGUGAAUGCCACUGCACUAUGGGUUUUCAGCUGCACUACCAAGAAGAGAACAACUAUAACUGUAUAUAUGAUCAACGUGGCACUGCUUGACAUAAUUUUUAUCUUUUCCUUGCCUUUUCGGAUAGUCUACCAUGGGAAAGAAACAUGGCCUUUUGGAGAUGCAUUCUGUCGGUUCAUCAGCGCUUUGACUGUAUUUUAUCCAGCCAUUGCUCUGUGGUUGCUUGCUUUUAUAAGCGUAGACAGAUUUAUGGCUAUUGUCCAGCCCAAGCAUGUCAAGGAACUGAAAAAUACAAAAAAAGCUCUGCUGGCUUGCACUGGAAUCUGGAUAAUGACCCUUGCAACAACUUCCCCACUGCUGUUUCUACAUUCUGAUCCAGACAAAGCCUCAAAUUCUACCACCUGCCUCAAAAUGCUUGAUAUCAUCCAUUUAAGGGAAAUAAAUAUGUUGAACUUUUCUCGAUUGAUAUUUUUCUUUUUGAUUCCCUUGGUUAUCAUGAUGGGGUGUUACCUCGUCAUUAUUUACAAUUUUAUCCGUGGCAAGACUUCCAAACUGAAGCCUAAGGCCAAGGAGAGAUCCAUAAGAAUCAUAGUUACUCUGAUUGCUCAAGUACUCGUCUGCUUUGUACCCUUCCACGUUUGCUUCGCCUUCAUGAUGUUGCAGGAUGAAGGUACAACUUACAAUCCCUGGGCAGCCUUCACCACCUUCCUCAUGAAUCUCAGUACAUGCUUGGACGUUAUACUGUACUAUAUUGUUUCUAAACAGUUCCAGGCUAGAGUCAUCAGUGUAAUCCUGUAUCGCAAUUACCUUCGAAGCGUGCGCAGGAAGAGUUUUCGAACUGCAAGUGUAAGGUCACUCAGUAAUGUGAACAGCGAAAUGAUAUAAAAAGAGAAAACUGGGGGAAUUUUGUAAUGUAAACAAGUGAUUCUUUUUCCAUAUUCUAGCAUUUUGGCUACACUGAAAAAUGUUCUACAGCCAGAAAUAACAGAUGUUUGUGGCACUGUAACUAUGAGAGAAGCAGAAUUAUAAUGGCACCUCUUCAUAUUUGCUCAACAGCUUCUGUAAAUCUGAAAUGAAUUAAAACCUAGUAGCUGUGUGAAACUGUCCACCACUUUUGUCAUCCCAAAAAAUUGUGAAUAUUGCCAGACAACAAAAAGUGACUAUUAAUGUAAUAAAACACAGACAACACUGAAAAACUGUGAUGCAAUGUAUCCUAUAUUAGUUGUUAUAUUUGCACAGCCUAACAAUCACAGAACUAUUGCAUAUCCCACACUCCUAAAAUCAGCUUCAUUCUGUCAAGAUCAGUACGUCAGUAUGAUUAAAAGAGAAUGAACACGUAGGAAACAUUUAUAUUUCUUUCACCUAAAAUUUUCUUUGACACAGAUUUCUGGUAACCGACAGCAGCUCUGGCAGUCACAGGUAAAAGCACCAGCAAAAAGUAUGGUAGUUGAACUGUUCAUUAGUUGCCUGUGGGUGUGAUGUGCACAUUUAUUACACUCUGCUCUUGCACAAAGUAUCUUUUUACACAGAUGAAAAUAUUGAAUUUGUCUAGACAUACUACUGGCUUACAUCCCAGCUAAAAACCACCAAAGUAGCAAACACGGUGAAUAACUGCAGUACUAGUCAAGCAUUAGACUCCCUUUGAAUACUCACAUACUACAAGAAAUGUAUUUUUCUAAUACCAAACAUAUGUUUUUUCUUCCUCAUUAAAUCAGCCUUUAGCUACUGUCAAGAGUCACACUAAAAAAGUAAAGAUCAGAAAAUCUAGUAUAGUGUUCAGUAUUCAAAAUCUUGCCCCAUGAGCUUUUAUUACUACCUCAGAGUAUGCAACACAUGGGAACUCAAGUCUUACGAGGCUGAUCUUGCUUGUCAGAAACUUAACCACAAAGGCUCUGCAAGCUCUACAGUUCUACCAUAGCACAUACAGCUCCUAUUAUUAACUGCAGAAAUGUCAAAUAUAGGUUACACAAAACUCAACCACUGAAUACCUUAAAGCUUUAAGAACUUCAGAUGCAAACAGUAAAUGAAAUCAUGUGCUCUAGCACUCAAGUUUUUGAAAGACACAUAUGAAAUACCUGUAUGAAAUGCAUAUAAUUGUAUAUGCAGUUAAAAAUUAACAUAAAGAUACGAAUUAGAGUUAUUUUUUUUUAUUUAAGAAAGAAAUCAGCACCAAACUGACUUCAGUUUUCAGGUUUUCUGAACAGAACAAAAAUAACUAUGGCAAUAAUUUGUGCAUUGUAAGCCACUUUCUAAUCAUGCUGACCAUAGAUCUGGGCCUAACAGAAUGGAUACAUCAUCAGGUAUUUUGGACAAGUUAACCCCAGAUCACAACUACAAAACGAAUGUUGGAAAAUGUAGUAGUUAUACCACAAACAUUUAAACUGUAGUUGAAAAGAGGACUACAUUUAGGUUACACAAAUAAAGUUUUUUAAUUAAAAUGUGCACCAAAUAUUCCCUUAAAACCAUGCCUAAAAUUACCAGCUCAUUAG